Messenger RNA from Dermatophagoides pteronyssinus (European house dust mite), 1089 nucleotides. Its product is annotated as DNA-directed RNA polymerases I and III subunit RPAC1-like. Gene Ontology annotation, cellular component: RNA polymerase III complex; RNA polymerase I complex. NCBI's taxonomy places the organism in Eukaryota, Metazoa, Arthropoda, Arachnida, Sarcoptiformes, Pyroglyphidae. Gene Ontology annotation, molecular function: protein dimerization activity. The record is from RefSeq and is a predicted model, not a curated record. Gene Ontology annotation, biological process: DNA-templated transcription.
UUUUUUUUUGUUUUGCUUUGGUAGACACGUGAAUUGAUUUGAUUUUUUCAAUUUUUUUCUGAAUUUUUUCGAAAAUUAAUCAACAAAAAAUGGUUGAUAUACAACAAUUUACCGAUUAUGUUUAUCGUUUUCCUGAUGUUCAACAUAUUGAUCAAACAUUAUCGGUCCUAAAGAUUCAAAUCGAAUCGAUUAAUGAAAAUGAAAUCAAUUUUGAUAUUAUUGGAUUGAAACCAUUUUUUGUCAACACAAUUCGACAAUUAAUUUUGAAUGAAAUUCCUACAAUGGCUAUCGAAGAUGUUUAUUUUCAGGAAAAUACUUCUACAUUAUUUAAUUGUGAUUAUAUUGCACAACGUUUAGCAUUAAUACCGAUUGUUGCCAAUCCAAAUGAUUUUAAAUUUCGCAAUAAAAAUGAUCCGGAACGUCUUAAUUCAAAUAAUUGUAUUGUAAUGAAAUUGAAUAGAAAAAAUACCAGUUCGCAAACGAUUAAAGUAUAUGCUGAAGAUAUUAAAUGGGAACCGAUGGGCGCGAGGCAACAUUUAUUAUCACCAAUUACAUUACUUUAUCCUAAAAUACCGAUAAUGUAUUUGAAACCAAAUGAAGAAAUUAUUUGUCGUUUACAUUGUGUAAAAGGUCGUGGUUUAGAUCAUAUGAAAUUUAGUCCCGGAUUUGCACGUUAUUAUUUUCAUUCACAAAUUACAUUGAAAGAUAUAAAAACUAUUUCAACCGAAACAGUUCAACGAAUAAAAUCAUCAUUUCCCGCUGGUGUAAUUGAAACAAAAAUUCGUCCAGAUGGUCGUAUCAUACCGAUUGUUGCAAAUGAACGUCUUGAUCAUCAUACAAGAAGUUUUAAAAAUUUUGAAGAUGUCGCCAAUGCUGUACAGGUGAAAUAUUAUCGUGAUCAUUUAAUUUUUAUAAUCGAAAGUUAUGGUGUUAAAAAUCCAGCCGAAAUGUUUAUCAAUGCUUUGGAUAUUUUUCAAUAUAAAAUUAAAAUAUGGGAAGAACGAAUUCGUCGUAUUAAAACAGAAUCAGAAACAAAAUCCAAAUCGAAUGAUUAAUGUUUUUUUGUUUUUGAAAGUUUUCAUUUUUUUU